Molecule: messenger RNA, 1040 nt
Organism: Aspergillus wentii DTO 134E9
Lineage: Eukaryota; Fungi; Ascomycota; Eurotiomycetes; Eurotiales; Aspergillaceae
Exons: 2
Coding region: 108-959 (283 amino acids)
Source: RefSeq, a predicted model, not a curated record
GACCAAACAGAAAGACAGACCAUCCCUACGUUAUCAUCGCAUACAAUCCACCACCACCCACCACACCACACCACACCUCCAAGACCACUCACACCCCAUCCAUCCAAAUGGACGCCCAAGCCUACCUCCUCCGUCACGGCUGGUCCGGACCCGGCAACCCGCUCAACCCCAACCGCCAAGGCGGCGCACGCGGCGGCCUCGGCCUCACAAAACCCAUCCUCGUCGCGCGCCGACAAGGCAACCAGGGCGUUGGCAAAGUCACCACCAAAGACCCCACGAACCAGUGGUGGCUGCGCGGGUUUGAUGAUGCGCUGAAGGGGAUGGGCUCUGAUGCGCCUGCGUCUGGGCCGUCAGCGCCGAACGCGUUGUCGAGUGAGUUGUAUCGGCAUUUUGUGAGGGGGGAGACGUUGGUGGGGACUUUUGAGGCGAGGAAGAAGGAGGAAGAGGAAGAGAAGCGGAAGAAGAAGGAGGAGGAGAAGAAGAAGAGGAAGAGGGAUGAUGAUGGAGAUGAAGAGACGAAGGAGGAAAAGGAUGGAGAGGAAUCAACAGCGACGUCCGUACCGCAAUCCUCUGAUGAGACGACCGGAGCCGAAAAGGAGAGCAAGGAAGAACGACGACAGAGGAAAAGGGAGAAGAAGGAGAAGAAGGGAAGGAAGAAGGCCGAGGACAGUACCGGCGAGAAAGAAUCUUCAUCAUCCUCAUCUUCAUCCCGGAAAGAGACCAAAGAGAAGAAAAAGAAGAGAAAAGCAACCGACCCAGAAGACAACUACCCGACACCAGCAUCCACAGAGCCAGAACAAGACGAGACAGCGGACCUGAAAGAAGCCUCGAAGCAAAAGAAAAAGGAAAAGAAGGAAUCGAAGAAGCGAAAGAAGUCCGACAAAGAAGCAUCCUCCGACGACAGCACAAAAACCAAGUUGAAAAAGGCCAAAAAAGAGAAGAAAUCUGCCGAAGCAUGAGCGACAUAAUCACAUAAUUCUCAUUCCUGUGAUGCAUAAAACAGGGCACACAGCAUGCAUAUAUAUAGAGCUUGACUUGAA